Messenger RNA from Aspergillus saccharolyticus JOP 1030-1, 1506 nucleotides. RefSeq names its product putative MFS sugar transporter. NCBI's taxonomy places the organism in Eukaryota, Fungi, Ascomycota, Eurotiomycetes, Eurotiales, Aspergillaceae. Gene Ontology annotation, cellular component: membrane. The annotation marks the transcript as partial. Gene Ontology annotation, biological process: carbohydrate transport; transmembrane transport. Gene Ontology annotation, molecular function: carbohydrate:proton symporter activity. The record is from RefSeq and is a predicted model, not a curated record. The transcript is spliced from 2 exons.
AUGGCGCCCUAUUUUGGCCUGCGAGGCUCGCAAUUGCAUCGUGCCAUCAUGUGGCUCGUGGUUUGCCCGGCCUUUGUGUGCUAUGGCUACAACCAGGCCGUCACGGGGGGUCUCCUCACCCUCCAGUCGUUUGCCGACACCUUUCCGCAGAUGAACACGCUCACCACGACGGGCGCCCAGCAGAACCACAACUCGACGAUCCAGGGCACGGUCAUCGCGCUCUACACCGUUGGUGGCAUCUUCGGAUCUCUGUCCUGCAUCUACCUGGGCGAUCUCUUAGGUCGCCGACGAGUCAUCUUCCUCGCAUCGGCCGUUUCGAUGGUUGGGGCCAUUCUCAUGGCCACCUCCUUCGGGCUGGCGCAAUUCAUCGUCGCUCGACUGGUCUUGGGACUGGGGACGGGCGGCUACGUGGCCACCGUGCCGGUGUGGCAGGCGGAGAUCUCGCCCUCCAGCCAGCGAGGCGCCCAUGUGGUGACCGAUGGGAUCUUCAUCGGCGCCGGGAUCACCCUGUCGCUCUGGAUUGACUUUGGAUUCUACUUUGUGACGGGGAGUUCGGUGUCGUGGCGAUUCCCGCUCGCCCUCCAGGUGGUGCUGUCGCUGAUGGUGAUGGCCUUUGUCGGCUUCCUGCCCGAGUCGCCGCGGUGGCUGCUCAUGCGCGGCCGCUCCGCGGAAGCCCGCGAGAUCCUGGCGGCGCUGGCCGACGCCGCCCCCGAGGAGGCGGCGAUCACGCUGGCCAUGCGCGACAUGGAGCGGUCGCUGGCGCUGACGGGCUCCGGCUCCUGGAAGGAUCUCGUGCGGAUGGGGCGGCAGCGUCUGUUCCACCGCGCGGUGCUGGCGGCCACGGGCCAGAUGUUCCAGCAGAUGUCGGGGAUCAACCUCAUCACCUUCUACGCGACCACGAUCUUCCAACAGUACCUGGGCUUAGACGCGGUGCAGUCGCGCGUUCUGGCGGCGGCGAUGUGCCUGACGCAGCCGCUGGGCGGGUUUCUCGCCUUCUUCACGAUUGACCGCCUCGGACGCCGGGUGCUGAUGCUGUGGAGCGCGGCGGGGAUGUCGGUGUCGAUGGCGAUUCUGGCGGGCACUACCUCGCUGCCCAACCACACGGGGGCGCUGGUCGUGGCGGUGAUCUUCCUGUUUGUGUUCGAGUUCAUCUUCACGGUGGGCUACUCGGGGCUGACCUUCCUGUACGCGACCGAGGUGGCGCCGCUGCAGCUGCGGGCGGCCAUCAGCGCCGUGUCGACGGCGGCCGUGUGGACGUUCAACUUCCUGCUCGCCGAGGUCACCCCGGUGGGCUUCGACACGAUCUCGUAUCGGUACUACAUCAUCUUUGCGGUGCUGAACGCGGCGAUUGUGCCCACGGUGUAUUUCUUUUUCCCCGAGACCAACGGCCGGUCGCUGGAGGAGAUUGAUGAGAUUUUCCUGCAGUCGAAGAGCGUGCUGGACCCGCCGCGUCUGGCGCGCACUUUGCCCCGGAUGCAUCUGGCGGAGGGGGUGGAUGAGACGGAG